Saccostrea cuccullata (small rock oyster) is the source of this 4426-nucleotide messenger RNA. RefSeq names its product citron rho-interacting kinase-like. Gene Ontology annotation, cellular component: cytoplasm; cytoskeleton. The record is from RefSeq and is a predicted model, not a curated record. The annotation marks the transcript as partial. NCBI's taxonomy places the organism in Eukaryota, Metazoa, Mollusca, Bivalvia, Ostreida, Ostreidae. The transcript has 28 exons. Gene Ontology annotation, molecular function: ATP binding; protein serine/threonine kinase activity. Gene Ontology annotation, biological process: actomyosin structure organization; mitotic cytokinesis; peptidyl-threonine phosphorylation.
AAAUCCCCCUCCCGUAAAAAAAAAGAAAUACUUGAAGAAAAAUAGGGCCAAAAAAGUUUGCAUACAAAGCUGGCAGCAAAACGCUUUUCUCGGAUUCAGAUGAAAGCGGUGAAUGUCUCUUUUCCAUCCCCGAAUGUCAGGCGGAGGACAGGAGACUAUUGAGAAGCGGAUUGAGGUGUUGGACAACUUGCUGGCAGGAUCUGUUUUGACCGAUGACGUUAUAACUUCACUGACCACAAGAGAUGGACUUCUAGACGCCUUAAUGGUGUUAUAUGAAGAAUGCAGUCAUGAUUAUCUCGUUAAAAAGAACAAGCAUGUGUCGGCCUUUGUUAGAAAAUAUGCUUCUACUAUUGCGGAGUUGAAGAAGUUAAGGAUCAGUAUGAGUGAUUUUGAAGUGAAAGAUGUUAUUGGCAGAGGACAUUUUGGUGAAGUACAAGUUGUGAGGGAGAAAGCAACAGGGACGGUGUAUGCUUUAAAAACUUUACACAAGCAUGAAACUCUAGCACAGCACGAGAUAUCUUUUUUUGAGGAGGAGCGAGAUAUAAUGGCUCUGUCUGGCAGUCCCUGGAUCACUAAACUUCACUACGCUUUCCAGGACUCCCUCAAUCUGUACCUGGUGAUGGAGUUUCAUGCUGGGGGAGACCUUUUGUCCCUCCUUUCAAGAUAUGAUGACAUCUUUGAGGAAUCUAUGGCAAGAUUUUACAUAGCUGAGAUGACUUUGGCAAUCCAUGCUUUACACUGUAUGGGAUAUGUGCACAGAGACAUAAAACCAGAAAACAUUUUGAUAGAUGUCCAUGGUCAUGUUAAGCUAGCUGACUUUGGUUCUGCUGCUAAACUGUCACCGGACAUGCUGGUGUCCUUCCGAAUGCCGGUAGGAACCCCCGACUAUGUGUCCCCAGAGCUUCUGACAUCCAUCAACAACAAACAGAUUGUCAGUAAUUACGGGGUGGAGGUCGACUGGUGGUCAAUGGGGAUCUGUAUGUUUGAGAUGUUAUAUGGGAAAACACCAUUCACAGACGAGAAUGGCUCACUCAUCAACACUUACUCCAGAAUCAUGAACUUUAAGAAAUGUUUAAGUUUUCCUGACUCCAGCAAAGUUUCAGAGCCAGCUAUAAGUCUGAUUAAAGGCCUUCUUGCUGACAAAUCCAGUAGACUGAUGUAUGAGGGAAUAGUAGCUCAUUCUUUUUUCUCAGAUCUGGACAUGGACAAUAUCAAACAAGUGAAACCCCCAUUUGUUCCACACCUGUCUAGCCUAGAUGACACUUCAAACUUCGAGGAGUUUGAGAAAAGACGUUAUCAGCCAUCUUUUGAUGACUACAACACAAGCAAAGAGUUUUCUGGGAAGGAUUUACCUUUUGUUGGAUUCACAUAUGUUAGACAACAAAAGAGUGAGCAAGAAGACAAGGACUUAGAUUCCCUACAGGAAAGUGACACAUCAUCGGAGGAGUCUGUAGAAUGUCAAAAUUUGGAGGUCAAAUUGACUGUGAAAAUUAACGAGCUGCAGAGUAAGAACCAACAGCUGGAGGAGUCCGAGUGUUCUAUAAGGUCAGAGGUCGAGCGCCUCCAGCUGAGGAGCCAGGAGAAGGAGGAGGAGGUGCGGAGGAUAGCCGCGGAGAGGGAGUGUAUGGAGAGGGAGCUACAGGACGCGUUACUGCAAAAGAAGGUAUAUGCUGCUCAGCUUGAUAAAGCCACAGCCGAGAAAGAACAGCUGGAGCUACAUGCCAUGAAGAACUUCAAUGAAAUCCUGGAAAUGAGGAAGGAAGCUCAAGCUAUUGAAGAAGAAAUUCUAAGGUGUCAAGUGGAUGAAUUGCAAGAAGUAGCCACAGAGCUGGAACGAGAGAAAGAAAAUCUGCUUCGUAAGGUUGCACAGCGAGACAAACAGAUCGAUUCAUACAAAGAACAGGUCACGGCCAGUCAUAAACAGAUAGCAGAGCUCAACAACAGACUCGCCAAGGCCAGACGUAAAUCCCGGGGGGAUCAGAAGAGGGACCUGGCAUUGUUAGAGACUCAGUCCAAUGCCUGGAGGGAACAAAUCACAGAGAAAACUUCAGAAAUUCAGGUGAAGGAUAAGAGGAUACAGGAGUUGGAGGAUAUGAUGGAGGCAUAUGAGCAGCAGGAAAAAGAUUUCAUGGAACGAGAACAGGUUUUACUGAACAAACUUCAGUCAGCCCCAUCAAAGGAAAAAGUGGAUAUUAAAGUCAUGCUUACUACAAGUAAAUCGCCUGGUAAGAAGGAGAUUGAGAGCAAAAUAAAGAAAAUACAGGAGCUUGAGGAUUUACUGGAGAAGUACGAGGCCGACUCUAACGCCUGGCAAGAGGAGGAGGACCAGUAUAAAGAAAUCAUAGAGAAUUUGAGUGGAGAGGUUGCAGCCCUGAAACACCAGUCCCGUCUCUCUGUUCAGUCCAAAGAAAACCUACUCGAGCAGAUCAAAUUGCACCAAGAAGAAAUAGGAAAACAGAAACAAAAAAUCAAGGAUUUACAGAUCCAUGUCAGUUCUUAUUUGGAAGGACAGAAAAAAGACUCCAAGGAAAGCUCUUUGGAGAAACAUGUGAAGGAGUUAGAGAUAGAAGUCGAGAUGUUAAGAGAUGAUAAGAGGAAGAUGAUGAAGGACAAACUCUCUGUCCAGACUGAACUGGAUGAUUAUAAAUGUAAACAAAUGGACAACGAAAGGGUGAAUGAUCAAAUUAUACAGAAAAUCAACCGCCUGACUGCCAAGCUGGAGCGGGUCGAACGGCAGCUAUCAGCCAGCAGGGAUCGGGAAAUUCAAGUCAGACUUAAGUCCAGGGAAACUCAAGAAAUCAGGGAAAAGUUGCAGGAGGAGAAUUUAAAGGCUGAGAAAAAAGAAAAUGAAGAACUAAAGAACAAACUUACUGCUGUGAAUGUAGAAAUGGAAAAGCUUAGACUUACACCAUCAAGAGACAAUGAGGUAAAAGACCUCAGAAAUACCUUGGAAAACAACAACCAAAAACUACUCCAACUACAGCAGAAGGUUGAUAAACUGACCAGUGAAAAGUUUGACUCCCUGAAGGAAAUCCGUGAACUGAAAGAGGAGAAAGAAAGACUGGAGGAAGCUGUGACGACCAUGAAGAAAGAGCUGGAGAAAGUGGAAAAGGACCUGACAGAAAUCACAGGGCUCAAGGAGGAAAACCUGACACUGAAGGAUGAAAAUGACCAGCUCAAGUCCAGGCUGACAGACCUAGAGAGCGAGAAGCAGGCGUCGGAGAGGAGACUGAGGAAGGAGUGUGAGGCGGUGAAUGUGAAGCUUCAGAGUGUAGAACAGGAGCUAGAGGAACAGAAAAUUCUGUCUGCCAAACGCUGGAACAAGAUAGAGGACGCCGAGGAUUUACGACAGGAAAACAAACUCCUACAGAGCAAAGGGGAGAUGCAGAAAAAGAGGACAGAGGAACUAGAAAUUAAGAUCAAGGACUUGGAAGGUCAAGUGGCUGAUGGGAAGAGAAAGCUGGAAAAAUUGACUGUUGUCAGUCAGGAACUUGAUACAUUGAAGUUAGCCAGGAGGUCAUCAGAGGUCAAGAUUCAGGAACUGCAGCGGGAACUAGCAGAGAACCAGCAAAAAGCCUCCCAUAACAAAAAGGAUGUUCAGCAUCUCGAGGAAAAACUUUACAAGGAAAAAGAACAGACAAAUGACAACAUCUCAGAGCUGAAGAAGGAGCUACAAGAAUCCAAUCUGGCCUUGAGUGAGGCUCGCUCCUUGGUGUCCGCCAUGCAAAGACAGGAACAGAGUAUGAGAGACAAGUUUAACCAGGAGAUACGAGAUCUGAAGAUGAAGCUGCACAAAGCCCAGGGCUCUCUUCAUCUGGAACAUGACAUGAACACAGUUCUGAUGGAGAGACAAAACCUGCAACUAAAGCAAAAGGAAAUGGAGGAAAGGAUAGGGAACCUGCUGAAGGAGAAGGGAACAGCAGUGUUAGAAAAACAAAACAUGGAGGAGAAACUAAUGCACACCCAGCAGCAAUGUGAACUGGAGAAAAAGAAAGCAGAUGUUCUGAAGGGAGUGGUGACUGACCUUGAGGACCAAAUCAAAGACUAUGAGACCCUGAUAGAGGAGUACGAGAAACAGCAGGCCGACUGGGAUGACAUCAAGAAAAAGUUUGAGUCAGCAGUGGAUGAGAGGGAGAUGGAGAUAGAAGGAACAAGUCAGAAGCUGCAGGAACUUCAACAGGCCAAACAAAUUGCCAGUGAGAAGCUGAAUCAAAUGAAGAAGGAAUCACAAUCUGAGAAGGCUUCUCUGAAAUCUGAAAUUGAGGCUCUGAAAGUGAAGGAAUGGGAAUCCCAGAAAGAAGUGGACAGGUGGAGGUUACAGGUGACAGAAUUGGAGAGCAAGAUGUCAAAAUUCCAGGUCAUGUUGGAAUCCCAGACCAAAAAUAUGGAUGCUGACAGUGAGGAAAAGUACAGACUUAAAGAGGAG